Scutellospora calospora is the source of this 249-nucleotide messenger RNA. The record is from the annotation of a GenBank genome assembly. Lineage: Eukaryota; Fungi; Glomeromycota; Glomeromycetes; Diversisporales; Gigasporaceae.
AAACAUGUUCCGCACAUUAAAUUUCUUGGUCCAAGAACCAAACUUCACAAAGAACAAAUGAACAAAGCACCAAAGCCUCACCCAGCGGCACCAAAAGAUUCAAGUUUACCUUCAAGCUCUCACAAUAAAUCACAAGAAUUAAAAACAAAUAAUAUAUCAUAUAAACAAAAACAUAUUAUAGAAUAUUCAGAUUUACCCGAUAAGUAUAAAAGAAGGGUUCUAACGCUUGAAGAGAUUGAAACUAUUGAG